Molecule: messenger RNA, 2338 nt
Organism: Pieris brassicae (large cabbage white)
Lineage: Eukaryota; Metazoa; Arthropoda; Insecta; Lepidoptera; Pieridae
Gene: Tre1
Product: protein trapped in endoderm-1
Exons: 7
Coding region: 290-1321 (343 amino acids)
Biological process (GO): G protein-coupled receptor signaling pathway
Cellular component (GO): membrane
Molecular function (GO): G protein-coupled receptor activity
Source: RefSeq, a predicted model, not a curated record
CUGGUGAGUGGUGCAAACUUGAAUAAAAAAAUAAAAAUGCCAGUGGCGCGCUAAAGUUGUGUAGGAUACGUUGUAUCGACGUUACUUUUCAGUUUUGACGUACAUUAUCGUAACAAUAUUUUAGUUAAGCUUUGUGAAUAUCAAGAUUAAAAACUGCAGCAAACAAGACUAGAAAAUAUACUCAUGUCGCAUCAACAUCCAGAUGGCACUUAAGCGGGCUAUAUUUUAUGGCUAAAAAAACGGUACAAAAGUGUUUGUUAAGUGAUGUGUUAGUGUCGAUUUUCUCAAGAUGGACGUGAAUUCAACUUUGGCGACGAUAUACCCGCGUGAAGCGACGAUCUUGGCUGCCGCGUGCGCAUGCAUUUUUAGCAUGGUUGGAGUAAUUGGCAACCUCAUAACGACUGUGGCACUCGUGAUGCAUCCAAAGCUUCGUGGCCAUGUCACUACAAUGUUCGUAUUGUCACUCUGUGUCUCUGAUCUUCUCUUCUGCAGUAUCAACUUGCCGCUUACAGCUAGCAGGUACAUAAAUGAAGAAUGGGUGUUGGGUCCUCGCCUCUGCCAGAUGUUUGCAUUUGUCUUUUACGGCAAUGAGGCCGUUUCUCUUCUGUCUAUGGUGGCUAUCACAAUUAACAGAUACACCCUUAUCGCCUACUAUGACAUGUACUCACAGAUCUACACCACAACCAAGAUCUGGAUCCAGCUCUUCACCAUAUGGCUCGUCUCCUUUGGACUUAUGGUCCCUUCACUUCUCGAAGUGUGGGGUAAAUUGGGGUUAGACCAAAACACAUUUUCAUGCACAAUCCUACCGAAGGACGGUCGGAGUCCCAAGAAGUACUUGUUCGUGUUCGGAUUUGCAUUGCCUUGUGUUGUGAUAAUUGUAUCAUACUCGUGCAUCUACUGGCGCGUUCGAGAGAGCAAACGGAAGCUGGAGGGCCGAAGGUGUGUAUGUGGUAAACUAAGCGGCCAGACAGCGAAAGAAAAGGAAGAGGACUCGAGACUGACUACCCUGAUGCUGACAAUCUUCCUUUGUUUCUUGGCUUGUUUCCUUCCUCUCAUGAUCAUGAAUGUCGCUGAUGAUGGCAUCCGAUUCCCUUGGUUCCAUAUCAUUGCAUCUAUCCUAGCAUGGGCCUCCAGUGUCAUAAAUCCUCUAAUCUACGCCGCAACCAAUAGACAAUAUAGAGCGGCGUAUGGCAACCUUCUAAAAAUUUGCCGAAAUAACCCUGUCACUAAACGCACGACUUGGGGAAGUCGAACCGUCGGCCAAUCAUCGAAUUCUCCGCAUUAUGUUGAAAAACGUAAAGACAAACCGACUAAAUUAUAACAUGACAUAUCUUAUAUAACAUAAACAAUUGUUAUGAAACUGUCAGGCAAAAUAAGUUGGCCAUACAAGAUGCCCCAAAUUACGUGUCAAGGCUACAAAAUCUGUUGUGGUUAAAACACUUGGACUGAAAAUCUUUCCAUAUCAUGAAAGAUUGAUUUUAUAAUUGCGAUUACCUUGAAUUAAUGAUUUUUAUUAUUGUGUUUAACUGAUUAUUUUGAAAAUUGAUAUAAACAAAAUCAUAUAGAUUUAACGCACGUCAAAAACGACGAUUUUCGAUUGAUGCUACGGACGUCUAGAGACACGCAUCUGCCAUCUGUCAAUAUAAAGAACUAGUGGUCGGAUUUUGACAGAAGAAAUUAGAUUCAUAGACAAAUAGUGACAUUUGAAUAUUAGGAGAAUGCAGUGUGGAAAAUGUAUAUAUCUAGUUGUGUAUUAGUUUUAAAUGUAAAUAUCUACUUACAAGCAAUGGGUCACCAAAGUCUAUUUAUCUUUAUAAUUUAUACUCAUUAAUAUAAUAUGAAACUAUUUGUAAGAUGUUUUAAAAUAUGGUUAAGGUUGCACCAGUGGCUUAGAAUUUAAAGUGUUUCAAAACAUUCCCUUGUAAAAUGAUUUGAUGAUUGUGAAUAAAGAUUAAUGGGACCAUGUGUGUGCUUAACUUUAUAUAACAUAUCUGCAUUUUCAAUUGUGUGAUGUUUUGUUCCGGUGUCUGGAGUAAUGCUAGAUACAAAUUUAAAUCAAAUAAUGGUUACUACAAAUUUUAUAUUCUAUUAGUAGACUGAUUUUAGAAAAAUCCUUAUUUAAAUGUGUAAAGUAACAGUUAACUCUUAAUGACUGAGGAUGGCUGGAGUCCGAUAAGUUUAUGACAUUAUAAUAUUGAUAUUCGAAUUUUGUAUCAACAGUUGAUUCUGAUGAUAGACUGAAUAGAAAGUUACGUACUUUUAGUUGCAUUUUACACGUCUUUGAAUAUGAAUACGUAAACGUUUAAUAACUUAUUUGUAUCAAAUAUCAAUCAAUGUU